Messenger RNA from Gadus macrocephalus (Pacific cod), 4721 nucleotides. It is a transcript of the gene dpp9, whose product is annotated as dipeptidyl-peptidase 9. Bases 883 to 3543 code for a protein of 886 amino acids. The record is from RefSeq and is a predicted model, not a curated record. Gene Ontology annotation, molecular function: dipeptidyl-peptidase activity; serine-type peptidase activity. Gene Ontology annotation, biological process: proteolysis. The transcript is spliced from 21 exons. Lineage: Eukaryota; Metazoa; Chordata; Actinopteri; Gadiformes; Gadidae.
GAAGGAUCCCCACUAUUUGGUUGAUUUAAAAACCCAGUAACCGUUAGCUGACAGGCUAGCUGGUGUAUAGCCAGGCUAACGGUAGCUAGGCUAGCCGAGUGGAAAGCCCGAAAUGACAGGCUAGAGCUGUCAUGGAUCAUGCGAGGGAUGUGUAUUUUAUGGAUACCACUGGACACAGUAGCUUUCAAUCAAAAGGAAAUAUGUAUACGGUUCUAUUGAGGCUCUCUUGAGUGAUAACAUCGCUGAUCGCUGUUUAUGCCGGCGUUUUAACCAGUGUGAAUGACUAGCUGAAAUUUGAGAACAAAGAUUGGUUGUAAGCUACCGUAGCUAACUGUUAACGGUGACUGUGAUUAACGUUUCAUUCUGUUCUCCCUCACACACAUAACACACACCCUGCUCACUGCUGACUCCAACGAGGAUAUAUAUAUAUAUAGCUGUACAUGUAUAGAGAUGAUAUUUAUAUUAUUUAAAAAUAUGUUUUCCUGAAACAAAUGUCAGCUUUGUUUAAAUAAUUGAUGAUUUCGAUGAUUAACUCGAGGCUAUGUAUCAUAUGGAGAUUUGAAGCUGUUUGUGGACACUGAGGAUGACGUGACUUAACGAGCUGUCAGAAUCUGCAUCUCGCCCGCUCACCGUGUUGGCCUUAUAAUUGUUCACGCGAUCUAGUUAACCUCAGUCAGAUUUCUGACCUUAUUGUUGUGAAUGUUAUCCAGUCUACCUCAGAUCUCUAUCCAGGGUGUUGUUGUCAAAACCUUUCAUGUCCUUAGUGAAUGGUCCGAUUGGUUGCUACCUGUCUCUCUGGUGAUAUUAUUUAGCCUAAGAAGUCUUCUGCUUCGAUUGUUUCUGUUGAUGGUUGAGUCUUUAGUGAGGUGGGCUGACCAGUGAAUGCAUAGAGUCAAGAAGGUCAAGCUUUGUGACAAUACAGAAGGUAUCUGGAAAAGCAGCUGUGUCAGUGUGAGCAUGGCAGCAGUGGACGGGCUUUCAGACAGCACGGAGGUAGUGGAGAUGGAGGACGUCCCGUCUCAGUUCUACGUGGAGAAGCACUCCUGGGACGGCUUGCGGGACAUUAUCCACUGCAGCAGGAAGUACUCGGGCAUGAUCGCCAACAAGGCACCGCACGACUUUCAGUUUGUGCAGAAGAAGGAAGAGAACGGCCCCCACUCCCACCGUCUUUACUACCUCGGAAUGCCUUAUGGAAGCAGAGAGAACUCGUUGCUCUACUCGGAGAUCCCCAAGAAGAUUCGCAAGGAGGCCCUCCUCGUGUUGUCAUGGAAGCAGAUGCUGGACCACUUUCAGGCCACCCCCCACCAGGGGGCGUACUCCCGUGAGGAAGAGUUAUUGAGGGAGAGGAAGCGGCUGGGAGCGUUCGGCAUCACGUCCUACGACUACCACGCCAAGACAGGCCUGUUCCUCUUCCAGGCCAGCAACAGCCUCUUCUACUGUCAGGACGGAGGCCACAACGGCUUCAUUCAGUCCUCUCCAAUCAAGCCUGUGGAGGUGAAGACCCACUGCUCCGGGACCCGCAUGGACCCCAAGAUCUGCCCCGGGCACCCGGACUUCAUCGCCUUCGUCAACAGCAACGACCUGUGGAUGGCCAACAUCAAGAGUGGAGAGGAGCGCAGGCUCACCUUCUGCCACAAAGGUCUGGACAACGUCAAAGAGGACCCAAAGUCAGCGGGCGUGGCCACGUUUGUCAUCCAGGAGGAGUUUGACCGUUUCACCGGCUACUGGUGGAGCCCCUCAGCCACAGAAGAGCCCGACGGAGGGAAGACUAUGUACCUGCUGUACGAGGAGGUGGACGAGAGCGAGGUGGAGAUUAUACAUGUCCCCUCCCCUGCCCUGGAGGAGAGGAAGGCCGACGCCUACAGAUACCCCCGCACAGGUAGUAAAAAUCCCCAGGCCACCCUUAAACUGGCUGAGAUCAAGACGGAUCACCAAGGCAGGAUCGUCAGCACGCAAGACAAAGAGCUGGUCCUCCCCUUCACCACACUCUUUCCCGGCACAGAGUACAUCGCCAGAGCCGGCUGGACGACUAACGGCAAAUACGGCUGGGCAGUGCUGCUGGACCGCUGUCAGAGGAGGCUCCAGCUGGUGCUGCUGCCCCCGGCCCUCUUCAUCCCCGUCACCGACGACCCCGCGCAGAGACUGGACAGCCUGCAGAGUCUGCCCGGCAACACGCAGCCCUACAUCGUGUACGAGGAGACCACGGACGUGUGGAUAAACGUUCACGAUAUCUUCUACCCGUUCGUUCAGACCACGGACGAAGAGUUCACUUUCAUUUGGGUCAACGAGUCCAAGACGGGCUUCAGCCAUCUGUAUAAAACCACCUCCCUGUUGCAGCCGCGUUCCUACCACUGGGCCGGGGACUACCAGUACAUAGAGGGGGAUUUCAAAUGUGCAAUCAAGGAGGAGGUGACGCUGACAAGUGGAGAGUGGGAGGUUCUGGCCCGCCACGGCUCCAAGAUCUGGGUGAACGAGGCCACCAAGCUGGUGUACUUCCAGGGCACCCGGGACACGCCCCUGGAGCACCACCUGUAUGUGGUCAGCUACGAGGUGCCCGGCGACGUGGUGCGACUCACCAAGCCCGGCUUCUCCCACAGCUGCUCCGUCAGCCAGAACUUUGACAUGUUCGUCAGCCACUACAGUAACGUGAGCACGCCCCCCUGCGUGCACGUCUACAAGCUGACCGGCUCGGAGGGCAACCCCUUGCACAUGGUGCCUGAGUUCUGGGCCAGCAUGAUGGAGUCACCAGGUUGCCCAGGCGACUACAACCCGCCAGAGAUCUUUGACUUCCCGGGGAAGUCUGGCUUCCAGCUGUACGGCAUGGUGUACAAGCCCCACAACCUGCAGCCCGGCCGGAAGCACCCCACCGUGCUGUUUGUCUACGGGGGGCCCCAGGUCCAGCUGGUGAACAACUCCUUCAAGGGGAUGAAGUAUCUGCGUCUGAACACGCUGGCCUCGCUGGGCUAUGCCGUGGUGGUCAUCGACGGCAGGGGGUCCUGCCAGCGGGGCCUGGAGUUCGAAGGGGCGCUGAAGAACAAACUGGGCCAGGUGGAGAUCGAGGACCAGGUGGAGGGGCUCCAGUUCGUGGCGGAGAGGUACAACUUUGUGGACCUGAGCCGCGUGGCCAUCCACGGCUGGUCCUACGGGGGCUUCCUGUCCCUCAUGGGCCUCAUCCAGAGGCCCAACGUCUUCAAGGUGGCCAUCGCGGGCGCCCCGGUGACGGUGUGGAUGGCGUACGACACAGGCUACACGGAGCGCUACAUGGACAUCCCCGAGAACAACCAGCAGGGCUACGAGGAGGGCUCGGUGGCCCUGCACGUGGACAAACUGCCCAGCGAGCCCAACCGGUUGCUGAUUCUCCAUGGAUUCCUGGACGAGAACGUGCACUUUUUCCACACCAAUUUCCUCGUGUCGCAGAUCAUCCGCGCUGGGAAGCCCUACCAGCUGCAGGUGUACCCCAACGAGCGCCACAGUAUUCGCUGUCCCGAGUCGGGGGAGCACUACGAGAUCAUGCUGCUGUACUUUUUACAACAAUACCUCUAAAGAGCACACCCGAGAGGGGGGGCGAACGGCGGCUCCCUUCAUCCCCCGUCAGCCAACAUCACCCACCUCCCUCCCUCUCCCCCCCUCACUAGAGACUUCCACCUUGAGGACACUCUUAACUAUGAACUGGAACGCUCACUACGCAAAAAUCCACUUCUUCUUCCUCCUCCUCCUCCUCGCUCUCUCUCCUCUCACCCGCUGUCCCUCGCUCUCCCUUCCUCCCUCUCUGGCCUUGGUUCGUUACUGUUCUGCUUGCUGUGUUCCACGUCCCCCCCUCCUCGGUGUAUAGUCUGCGGCCCGCGGCGGUUGUCGAGGACAGGAGUGGUCGGUUCUUGUUGUUCUGAUUUUUUUUUUUGGUUUUGCGUUUCGCCUGCAGAAACUGAAGAAAGGACGGGAUAUAUGUUGAGGAAUAUACAGGCUGCCUCACGCUCACUGUUCACCCACAGCUGGUCAUCUCCACACACACUGUUUCCUUUCCUUUGCCAAAACCAUUUGUGUGUCCGCGUCUGCGGUGGUGUGUGUGACUAAUGCGCGCGUGUACGUUUAUGUCCGUGCGCGUGUGUGUGUGUGCGUUCGAUUUUCACGGUGCAAACCCGACUUCAACCCAUUUCAUCCGUUUUUGUUCACUGGUCGGACCGGGAUCAUGGUACUUAAUGAUAUUAAGAGUUGUCUUAAACAUACUUACAGACACACAAACCCACAUACAGUUCAUACACUCGAUUCCCACAGCCCACGUAUUCUGUCAAUCUAAACACUUGCACACUACACACACGUACACACACGGGAUGCGACCAUGUGGGGACAGGGGCCGGUGUGUAUCGUUUUCCUCUUGUCAGACUAGUUUUAAGUGUCUGGGUUUAAAAAAAUAAAUGAAUAUUUUAUUAACUUUUAAUCUGUUUAUAAUGCGUAGCGGCGCGCGUUUCCACUCACUCUGUUGUCUGCGUCACGUCACAUUGCUCAAGGUGGGUGUGUGUGUCUCUGCGUCUCUGCCUGCCUUCUUAUGAAACACAUACGUUAUGAUGUUUGCCAAAGUACCUCCUGACUCGCUCACGCUGGUAUUUCCUUCUUUUUUUUUUUACUGCAAUAAAGACAACAGGGGGGUGAGCACUGGAGUCUUAUCAACAGCUUUGUACACCCGAAGACAAUUUGUACAUGGUAAUAAAGAAAUGUAUGAUGGA